Molecule: messenger RNA, 405 nt
Organism: Polychytrium aggregatum
Lineage: Eukaryota; Fungi; Chytridiomycota; Chytridiomycetes; Polychytriales
Product: RNA polymerase, subunit omega/K/RPB6
Exons: 2
Biological process (GO): DNA-templated transcription
Cellular component (GO): RNA polymerase III complex; RNA polymerase I complex; nucleus
Molecular function (GO): DNA-directed RNA polymerase activity; DNA binding
Source: RefSeq, a predicted model, not a curated record
GACUACGACAACGACGGAAGCGAUGGCGGAUACGAUGAUACCCUGGAGGAGCCGGACUUUGAGGACGAGAACGGCUUCGAUGGAGCGCAAGAGGAAACCAUCGAAGUUCUUCCAGCCAACGCCACCGGCAACGCCGACCAGGAAGCCCGCGAGUCCGGUCCUGGAGCCAUUCCCAAGGACGAGCGCAUGACGACGCCAUACAUGACAAAGUACGAAAAGGCCCGCAUCCUGGGCACACGGGCGCUGCAGAUCAGCAUGAAUGCCCCCGUCAUGGUCGAUCUCAACGGCGAGAUGGACCCGCUCGCGAUCGCCCAUCGGGAACUCCGGGAGAAGAAGAUUCCUCUGAUGAUCAGGCGGUUCCUGCCGGAUGGAAGUUGGGAAGACUGGGCUGUGGAUGAACUGGUA